Molecule: messenger RNA, 1592 nt
Organism: Punica granatum (pomegranate)
Lineage: Eukaryota; Viridiplantae; Streptophyta; Magnoliopsida; Myrtales; Lythraceae
Source: RefSeq, a predicted model, not a curated record
CUAUCUCUGCUUCCAAAGAACGCAUUCCCGAAAGAAAACGUUUUCGAGAGAGAGAGAGAGAGAAAGAGAGGAGGGAAACAGCCGAAGCUCGCAGCUAUGGCGGCGAUUGUGUCCCCGUGGGCCAAGCCCGGCGCGUGGGCCCUCGACUCGGAGGAGAACGAGGCCGACCUCCUCCAGGAGCAGGAGCAGGAGCAGCAGAAGCAGAAAUCAGCCCCCGCCGACGCCGCGGAAUUCCCCUCGCUGUCGGCGGCCGCCGCCGCCAAGCCCAAGAAGAAGAAGGGCCAGACCGUCUCCCUUGCAGAGUUCACCACCGGCUCGGUUCCGUCGAAGCCGGCUCGCCUCACCCACGAGGAUUUCCUUGUCCUUCCCACUGGUCCCCGCGAGCGGUCUGCCGAGGAGCUCGACCGGAACCGCCUCGGUGGCGGGUUCCGGUCCUACGGCCGUUACGGGGAUGAUUCCUCGAAUUCCCGCAGGGGAGGGUUCGACGAAUCCAGGAGGGAGCCCUUGCCGCCCUCUCGGGCUGAUGAGAUCGAUGACUGGGGGGCGGCGAAGAAGCCUAUGAGUAACGGUUUCGAGAGGAGAGAGAGGAACGGAGGGUUCUUCGGCUCACAGUCCAAGGCUGAUGAAUCGGAUAAUUGGGGAUCGAAUAAGAGCAGCGAGCCGAGGAGAUUUGGUAAUGGCGGCGGGAGCGAUUUUGGGAGGGAGAGGAGGGGAUUCAGCAGGGGUUAUGAGGGUUUAAGCGAUGGUUCUUCUGGGGCUGAUCCGGAUCGAUGGGGGAAGAAGAGGGAGGACGAGGGAUUGAGUAACGGUCUGAGGGCAGAUUCGGAUAGGUGGGGCAAGAGGAGGGAGGACGAGGGCGUGUUGGGGAAUUCAUUGGCGCGGCCAAAGCUGGUUUUGCAGCCGAGGACACUGCCUGUUAGUGAAGCCUCGGGUGGCUCGGUUCCUGUGAAGCCGAAGGGGGCAAACCCGUUUGGAGAGGCAAGGCCGAGAGAGGAGGUCUUGAAGGAGAAAGGGCAGGACUGGAAGGAGAUUGAUGAGAAGUUGGAGAGUGUGAGGAUAAAGGAGGCUGAGAGAGGAGAGAAGGGUGAGGGAUCUUUCGGGAGGAGGAGCUUUGGGAGCGGGACCUCAAGGGCGAGCUCGCAGGAUGAUAAGACCGAGAGGAUUUGGAGGAAGAACGAUUCUGAUGCUGUUGAGGCUACUACUGAUUCCCCAAGCGGUGAGGAAGAUGAGAAUGGCAGUGCCAGUGAAGAAGCCACUCCAGUGGAAGCAUAGAAGCACACCAUGCUGGAGUGCUGGAAUUAAAUUACAAAAUUUUGGCACAUUCGAGUGGGAGAUCAAGUGAGGAUAUUAGGAGUUCCCCUGUCCUGAGUUUUAUUUUUGUUGCAGGUAUUAAUAUGUGCUAAGUUACAGUUUGGUGCGAGUCUUGUGAACGGUGAAAACACUCUUCUGUGGACAAUUUUGGUAGGGAUUACUUUCAGAAUUUUUCUCCGUCCGUUGUAGUUUGUUACGCUUGAACGGUGUUUCUCGCCUUAAUAGUGAUGAUUAUCAAUUGCUGUUUAGAGUGUUGUUUAUAAAUUUUGCCCUUGUAGUUA